AAGGUCUGGAUUCUAGCUGUGUUAGCAACCCCAAGGAGCACUUGAUAGAAUAUGUGGUGUUAUGCUUUAUUUAUUGGGUAUCAAUCUACAGUGCGGGUGUUCUUCUGAGGUUUGUUGGCUGGUGCCAGCCCCUGUGGGGGUCAAAAGGAGGAGCCAUGGGGGCAGGAAGACAGGUCAAACUCCUGCUGUGGAAGAACUGGACCAUCCGCAGGAGGCAGAGGGCGCGUUUCUUCAUGGAGAUCAUGUGGCCUGUUAUGCUGUUCAUGGGACUAGUGUGGCUAAGAAGAGUGAAUCCACUCUACCGUCAACAUGAAUGCCACUUCCCCAACAAGGCCAUGCCCUCCACAGGGGUCCUGCCAUGGAUCCAGGGAAUCUUCUGUAAUGCGAACAACCCAUGUUUUCAAUACCCCACCCGUGGUGAAUCUCCUGGCUUGGUGUCCAACUACAACAACUCCAUAUUGGCUCGGUUCUACAUGGAUGCCCAGGAGCUUCUUUUUAGUGACCCAGAGUUUCGGCAGCUUGGUCGCCUCUGGAGGGAAUUCAAUGCCAUGAGUAACUUCAUGGACACCCUGCGCACCCAUCCUGAACAGGUCUCAGGUCGAGGAGUAAAGGUGGAGACUAUCCUAAAGGACGAUGAGACUCUGACAUCAUUCCUGCUGAGAGAUGUUCCUCUGACAGAGUCUGUGGUGUAUCAGCUAGUCAAUGCCCAAAUCAGGCCUGAACAGUUUGCCUUUGGGGUUCCAGCUUUGCAUUUAAAGGACAUUGCCUGCAGCCUGACCCUGCUGGAGCGGUUCCUUAUCUUCCCCAGCCGCCGAGGACUAUAUGCUGUCCGCAAUGCCAUGUGCAUCCUUACCCAACAACGGCUACAGAUCAUUGAGGACAAAUUCUACGCAAAUGUCGAUUUUUUCAAGCUCUUCCGUCUGCUUCCUCUUGUGCUGGACAAUCACUCUGAAGGCAUUGACAUUCACCUCUGGGUACAGGUCGUCUCUGCCGCCUCGGACAAACUGCAAGAGUUUUACCAGAGGAAUAUCUCCAGGGAGUUUCUCCAGGUUAUGACUCCUCUCUUCCAGAACAAUCUGUCCUUCAGGCAGGUGAUGGCCGCUGCCUCCAGCCUGGUAUGUGGCUACACUGAGGGCGCUUUCUCCCGAGUCACCUCCUUUAACUGGUACGAGGACAAUAACUACAAAGCCUUCCUGGGCAUCAACAGCGGCAGGGCGCAGGGCCACUACACAUACGACAACAGCACCACUCCUUUCUGCAAUGAUCUGAUGAAAGAACUGGACUCCAACCCUGCUACCAAGAUUGUGUGGAACUCUGUCAAGCCCAUGCUGAUGGGACAGAUCCUCUACGCCCCUGACUCGCCGGCUGUUAGGCAGAUCAUACGAAAUGCAAACACUACAUUUGAGGAGCUGGAGAGGCUGAGGGUGAUGGGGAAGGCCUGGGAGGAAGUGGCUCCUCAGAUCUGGGCUUUUUUCCAAGAUGGAGUCCAAGUCAAGAUGAUCCGGGACACCAUCCGCAAUCCAUCCGUGAUGGAUUUCAUUGACAGGACUCUAGAGGAGGCGCCGUUCUCCUCCAAGCACAUCCUCAACUUCCUGCACAACGGCCCACCAGAGGACCGUCCAGACAACGUGCCUGAUUUUGACUGGCGAGACAUCUUCAACCUUACUGACCGGGUCAUUCGGAUGCUCAACCAAUAUGGGGAUUGUGUGAUCCUGGAUAAGUUUGUGGCUCAGCCUGACGAGGACGCCAUCACUCAUCGCGCCUUGGACCUGUUGGAGGACAGCAAGUUCUGGGCGGGCCUUGUCUUCAUAAAUAUGUACCCUUGGACCACCAGUGUCCCACCUCAUAUUAAGUUCAAGAUCCGUAUGGAUAUUGAUGCAGUGGAGCGCACCAAUAAGAUCAAAGACAGGUAUUGGGACCCGGGCCCCAGAGCUGAUCCUAUGGAUGACCUCCGCUAUGUGUGGGGCGGCUUUGCUUACCUCCAGGACAUAAUAGAGCAUGGGAUCAUCAAGAGUCAGACAGGAAAGGAGUGGCCACUGGGUGUUUACCUACAGCAGAUGCCCUACCCUUGUUAUGUGGAUGAUCUCUUCAUGCUGACAUUGAAUCGCUGUUUCCCCAUCUUCAUGGUGCUUGCCUGGGUCUACUCUGUGUCCAUGAUAGUCAAGAGUAUUGUCCUGGAGAAGGAACUCCGCCUGAAGGAGACCCUGAAGGCAAUGGGGGUAACCAAUGGGGUCAUCUGGUCCACCUGGUUUAUUGACAGCUUCCUCAUGAUGGGCACUAGCACUGCUCUCCUCACGGCCAUCAUCAUGGGUGGAAGGGUACUGAACUACAGCAAUGCCGUCAUCCUCUUCCUCUUUUUGCUCACCUUUACUACGGCUACCAUCAUGCAAUGCUUCCUCCUUAGUGUCUUCUUCAACCAGGCCAACCUGGCAGCAGCCUGUUGCGGCAUCGUUUACUUCACCCUUUACCUCCCGCACAUCUUCUGCUUCACCUGGCAAGACCGCAUCACCAAGGACAUGAAGAUCCUGCUGAGUCUGCUGUCCCAAGUGGCUUUUGGCUUUGGGACAGAGUACCUGUCGCGAUAUGAAGAGCAGGGCCUGGGUCUGCAGUGGGACAACAUCCAGACCAGCCCUCUGGAGGGGGACGAGUUCUCCUUUCUCACCUCCAUCUGCAUGAUGGCCUUGGACACGCUGCUGUAUGCUGUGCUGGCCUGGUACCUGGACAAUGUCUUCCCUGGACAGUAUGGAAUUGGUCGACCAUUUUACUUCCCCUUCCUGCCCUGUUAUUGGCUCAACAGUGUGGCUCCAGCUUCAGGUGACAACAAACUGGAGUUGGAUAAAAAAGGCUUUCACAACCUGGCAAACAAAGAGCAAGGAGAGCAGCAGAAAAAAGAGGAGGAGGAAGACCAAGAUCAGGAGAAAGAGCAGGAGAAACCCAAGACUCUGGAGAAGACAGCCUCGUGUGAACAUCAGGAUCAGCGUGAGAGGCUGGAGAAGGCGAACCAGGCUGAGGCAGAGGAGAACCAGAAGAGAGACGGUCAGCCAUUCUUUGAAGCAGAGCCAGCUGACUUGGUGAAGGGAGUUUGUAUCCAGGACCUGGUCAAGGUGUUCGGCAGUAGCUCCAGACCGGCUGUGGAUGGCCUUAGCAUCAGCUUUUAUGAGAGCCAGAUUACUGCCUUUCUGGGCCACAAUGGGGCUGGGAAGACCACCACCAUGUCCAUCUUGACCGGUAUGUUCCCUCCCACCUCAGGGACAGCCACCAUCUAUGGCAAGGACAUCCGCACAGACAUGGACACCAUCCGUCUCUCUCUGGGAAUGUGCCCUCAACACAACAUCCUUUUUCAGCAUAUGACAGUAGCGGAGCAUAUCCUCUUCUACUCGCUGUUGAAAGGCCGUCCAAUAGCGGAGGCCGAGGAAGAGGUUGAGAACAUGCUGCAGGAUCUGGGUCUUCCCCAUAAGAGGGAUGAACUGACUCAGAACCUCUCAGGGGGCAUGCAGAGGAAGUUAUCAGUUGCCUUGGCGUUUGUUGGUGGGGCUAAGGUGGUGAUCCUGGAUGAGCCCACUUCAGGGGUGGACCCCUACUCCAGACGCUCCAUUUGGGACCUGCUGCUCAAAUACCGUGCAGGUCGCACAGUCAUCAUGUCCACCCACCACAUGGACGAGGCCGACCUGCUGAGUGACAGGGUGGCUAUCAUCUCUCAGGGCCGCCUCUACUGCUGCGGUUCCCCCAUCUUCCUCAAGAACUGUUUUGGUGCUGGAUUCUACCUCACUCUUGUACGACGAAUGAAACAUGAUACUCCAAAGGCCAGCUGUGACUGUACGGAAGAUUGCUCCUGUCAAUGUUCAAAGUGUUCAAAGUUUAAAGUGAACCAGGAAGAGAGCCAGACCCCAGACAGACGGAUGGAUGGUAACAUGGAAAGCAUCACAGCCCUGGUCCAUCAUCACGUGCCACAGGCUCGUCUCAUUGAGGCCAUUGGCCAGGAACUGACCUAUCUGCUGCCGAACCGUGACUUCCAGCCCAGGGCCUACGCUAGCCUCUUCAGGGAGCUGGAGGAAACCCUGGUGGACAUGGGCCUCAGCAGCUUUGGUGUGUCCGACACAUCGCUGGAGGAGAUCUUUCUAAAGGUCACUGCUGAUGGGAAUGCAACCAACAGGAAAUGCAUACAAGACAAGAAAUCAUUGCAACAGAUCUCUCGAACUAGUCUCUGUGGAUUCAACAGAGUGGCAGUUGAUAUGGAACCACCAAAAGAGACAGAUGGGGCUUUGCACACCAAUGGCAAGGGCCCGUGUGAUGUCCCAGAGGGCAGUGCAGGACGGGGAUCCUACCAGGUCAGAGGCCUGUGUCUGACCAUGAAACAGUUCUUCGCUCUGCUGAUCAAGAGGUUACAUCAUGCGACACGCUCCUACAAAGACUUCUUUGCCCAGAUUGUGCUGCCAGCCAGUUUUGUUUUCCUGGCACUGACAUUCACUCUGAUCGUUCCGCCUUUCGGAGAGUAUCCAAGUCUGACUCUCAGUCCCUGGAUGUAUGGGAGACAGUACACCUUCUUCAGUAAUGAGCAUCCUAUGGAUGCUGAGAUGAGAUACUUUGGUGAAGUGUUGUUGGACAAGCCUGGCUUUGGGACUCGCUGCAUGGUGGAUGAACCACUAGAAGAUUUCCCAUGUAACAACAUCACCACGGAGUGGGAGAUGCCCCUGGUUAACCCUGUCCUGAUAGAUAUGCUGGCUGGCCCAGAAUGGAACUCCCUCAGACCGUCUCCAGACUGUCAAUGCAGCACACCCAGGAAGCUCACCAUGCUGCCUGUGUGUCCUGAGGGAGCUGGAGGCCUGCCACCUCCACAGAGGAUCCAGUCAACAGGAGAUGUUCUCAUGGACCUAACAGGCAGGAACAUCUCUGACUACCUGGUGAAGACCUACCCCAGAAUCAUCAGAACCAGCUUGAAGAGCAAAUAUUGGGUGAACGAACAAAGGUAUGGAGGUAUAUCAGUGGGAGGACAGCUUCCUGUUUUAGUGCUGCAGCCAAAGACCAUCCAGGAUGUAGCAGCACAGCUGGGACGACUGCUCAAUGUUACUGGGGGCAAAUACUCCAAACAAACACUGAAGGACAUAGGGACGUUCCUCAGGUACAUGGAGACUCAAAACAAUGUCAAGGUGUGGUACAACAAUAAGGGCUGGCAUACCAUGGUUUCUUUCAUGAACGUGGCCAACAACGCCAUCCUACGUGCAAACCUGCCCAAAGGAGCUAACCUGGACGAAUAUGGAAUCACUGCCAUCAACCAUCCUCUGAACCUCACCAAAGAACAGCUCUCUGAGAUCACUGUCCUGACCACCUCAGUGGAUGCAGUAGUAGCCAUCUGUGUCAUCUUUGCCAUGUCGUUCGUUCCAGCCAGCUUCGUCCUCUAUUUAAUCCAGGAGAGGGUCACCCAGGCCAAACACCUGCAGUUUGUCAGUGGUGUCAGUCCAUUGGUCUACUGGAUGGCCAACCUUCUCUGGGACAUGGUGAAUUAUUCCAUCAGUGCAGCGAUGGUUGUGAAAAUUUUCAUCUUUUUUGAUAAGAAGUGCUACACCUCUGCAACCAACCUCCAACCACUUAUUGCCCUGCUUAUGCUUUAUGGCUGGUCUGUGACACCCAUGAUGUACCCCAUGUCCUUUAUAUUCAGUGUUCCCAGCACAGCCUACGUCUCUUUGUCAUGUAUCAACCUCUUCAUUGGCAUCAACAGCAGUGCCAUCACCUUCAUCCUGGACCUUUUUGAGGGCACCACAGCUCUGUACAAGCUCAACCAGCUGUUAAAGACCGUGCUGCUCAUCUUCCCCCAUUACUGCCUGGGCCGAGGCCUCAUAGACAUGGCCAUGAACCAGGCUGUGACUGAUAUCUACGCUCGCUUUGGUGAGGACUACAGUCCAGACCCCUAUAACUGGGACUUUAUUGGGAAGAACCUAUUCUGCAUGGCUGUUGAGGGAUUCGUCUAUUUCAUUCUUAACGUUCUCUUCCAGUAUCGCUUCUUCCUGGACCACUGGAUAUCAGAUUGCCCAAAGCCUCCUAUUUUGGACGAAGAUGUUGAUGUGGCAGAAGAAAGAGAGCGAAUCUGUAAUAGUGAAAAAACAAACGACAUUUUACGCAUACGAGACCUGUCCAAGACGUACACACGAACAAUCAUCCCUGCAGUGGACCGAAUCUGUGUUGGAGUAUCACCUGGAGAGUGCUUUGGUCUCCUGGGGGUGAAUGGAGCAGGGAAAACCACAACAUUUAAGAUGUUGACUGGAGACAUUGAAGUCACCUCAGGAGAGGCCUCAGUCGCUGGUCACAGCAUUUUGACCAACAUCCUGGACGUCCACCAGAACAUGGGAUACUGCCCACAGUUUGAUGCCAUAGAUGAGCUGCUGACAGGCAGAGAACAUCUACACCUCUACGCCCGCCUCCGUGGAGUUCCGGAGUCUGAGAUCAGCAGGGUUGCAGAGUGGGCCAUCCAGAAGCUGGGUCUGUCAGAAGAUGCAGGCCGAAGUGCUGGGACCUACAGUGGAGGAACCAAGAGGAAACUCUCCACAGCCAUUGCCAUGAUAGGCUGCCCUGCGCUGGUGCUGCUGGAUGAGCCCACUACAGGUAUGGACCCUCUCUCCAGACGCUUCCUGUGGAACUCCAUCAUGAGUGUUAUUCAGGACAGACGAGCUGUGGUCCUCACCUCACACAGUAUGGAGGAAUGUGAGGCGCUGUGUACCCGCUUAGCAAUUAUGGUUAAUGGAUCCUUUAAGUGUUUGGGAACUAUUCAACAUCUCAAAUACAAGUUUGGUGAUGGCUAUGUGGUGACCAUGAAGAUCAGGGCAGCUAAGCCCGGUUGUGCACCAGACCUGAACCCUGCCGAAGCAUUCAUGGAGAACACCUUCCCUGGCUGCAUCCAGAGAGAGAAACACUACAACACUCUACAGUACAAGAUCUCCUCCUCCUCCCUGGCUAGGAUCUUUCAAAUGGUCCUGGCUGACAAAGACAAGCUCAACAUAGAGGACUACUCAGUGUCACAGACUACUCUAGACCAGGUUUUUGUGAAUUUCGCCAAGCAACAGUCAAGAGAGGAUGACAGUAUUGUGUUGCAUCCAAAAGCUGCUGGGGCACAGCGAUAUAUUGACACCAUACCCAUCAAGUCUUUGAGGAAGUGAACUUACCUCAAUGAGCUCAACUGGAAGACAGUCCUUGGCUUCCAUUUCUGUGGCCGCUGUGUUCAAAGACUGCGGCCUAUGGAUGUGCGUGUGCUUCGGAUGACUGAAAGCUAGUUGGCAGAACUUAAACCUCCUCGUCAAAUAAAACAGAAGAUUCGCUAUAGUGUCAUCAUGAAGUCCCGCCCCUAGUCCGGUAGAGACAAGUUGUGGUUCCAAAUUUGAGCAAAGGAAGUCUGUAUAUUUCAUCUGCAUUUGGAGGAGCCUUUGGAAUGGUCUUGUCCUUGCGGAUCAAUUAUGUGUUAGGUCUUGAAAUACAGUCUGUGAAGGAGGCAGCCCCUUAAAUGGGACAUGACAUAUGUCAUGUUUGACUGAUGAUUUGACAUGUGGCAAUACUACACAUGCUCUACUUUGCUUUUCCAGUAAACAGGGUUAGUGGGCUUUGAAUUUGGAAAGUGUGGAGCAUUUAUGUGCCUGCUGAUAUGUUCCACGUUCUGCUCACCUUGUAGGCCUUGCAAACUAAAUGAAACUGAGCUUUAGAUUUAUGACAAGGACCAUGACUGAUUGAUGAUAUGUCAAAAAUGUUCAAUAUCAGGUUGUAAUGGGAGCUUGAUGUGGAUUGUGGAAAGCAUAGGUCCUGUGUAUUUUUUGCCUCAGAUGCCAAGCAAGAUAAUCAUUUUUUUUGCCUUCUUUAGAUAUGUGAAAUAAGCACUCAGAGAAGCAUAGUCUUAGCACUUUAUUGAUGCAGCUUUAAUUGAAGCAUCACAAUUCUGUUUGGAAAUCUGCUAAAAAAAUCUGCUAGUGCAAUACAGCUAAUCAUUUUUACAAAAUCCUCUUGCUGCUAUGAAAUUAAUUUCUAUGUCAUGUGAUAUUUUGAUGCCACCAUGUCUUGUUCAAUCUGUGCGCUUUAUCAUGUAUGUGUGCGACUCUGGUAAACUGUCAUUAGAGGAAGUUAACACAAUGUCACAAAUUGAUGUUUCUGAAAAGAGCAUUAUGUCAAAUAAAGUUACAUUUUUCCUUAA
Siniperca chuatsi (mandarin fish) is the source of this 8167-nucleotide messenger RNA. It is a transcript of the gene abca4a, whose product is annotated as ATP-binding cassette, sub-family A (ABC1), member 4a. Bases 156 to 7148 code for a protein of 2330 amino acids. Lineage: Eukaryota; Metazoa; Chordata; Actinopteri; Centrarchiformes; Sinipercidae. Gene Ontology annotation, cellular component: membrane; intracellular membrane-bounded organelle. The transcript is spliced from 51 exons. Gene Ontology annotation, biological process: lipid transport; transmembrane transport. Gene Ontology annotation, molecular function: ATP hydrolysis activity; ATP binding; lipid carrier activity. The record is from RefSeq and is a predicted model, not a curated record.